UCGAAAGCUUCAAAUCGUGACGUUCACAACAGAGGAAAAAAGAAAAGCGCAUAAAACGUAUUCACGCACGAACAUUAAAAGAAAAGAAAUAUUUAUUUAAAAAAAAUAUAAAGUAUUUAUAAAUUAAACAAAAUUCUUAAAAUCUUCCAAAACACCAAAAUAAUUUAAGGAAAAGCAAAAUAUUAUUUUUUCCAACGAAAACGUGAACAAAAGCGAAAAAGUUUCGAAGUGUGCUCAUAUUCAGUAUUAUCCUGCCGCGUUUUCAGCUACAGAAAUAACCGUUAAAACAAUAAAGUGUUGGUUUCUUUAUUACUUUCUUGAGAAAGCUAAAGAAACUUCCAGUAGAGCACUUGCCACAUCUACCGACUUAACGACGUAGCAUCCGGCGGGCGUUUUUUUUUUUUUGUUGUUCAACUUGGGUACAAGAGGAAGUCCGAAAUCAUCAAAGCCAACGAUCUUUCACGUGUCAGCGUUGCAAUUGUGCAAUUAACAUUUAAAUAAUAUAUAACUACAUAUACGAAAAAAAAAUAAACAACACAAAAAUGGCCACAUACGCUGCAUUCAAACAUGUUGAACUCUACAAUGUGGGCAAAACUAAAAAGAGGGUCUUAAGGCCUCCAGGCGGUGGCACUAGCGACAUAUUCGGCGGUGACCUUCCACAAACUCCACGCAACGUGAAAAAUCACAUGCAAUCGAAUAUUUUCUCAUGUGACAAAAAUGGCGCUAUCAAAAAUAACGUACGACAAGGAGCUCACAGAUUCUAUUUCAUUGGUGAUCAGCCACGUCGCGGACAACAGAAAGUUGAUUCUUAUCAGCGUCUUUUCGGCGAACCAGAACGUCCAAACACUCCUGCCAGGAAUCACAUGAAGAGCAGCAUUCCAUUUGGUUCAAAUACUGAGGCCGCCCAAGAAUUGUUGGCUAACGGUAAUGGUCAUCACAGCAAUGGCAAAGGUGGUUCAGUCUCUACUUCGACAUCGUCCUCGGUAUCGUCGUCCACUGAAAAUUUGAAGAUGAACGGUGUCUCAAAAUUAGAUGGUAAUCCCGUCACCGGUGAGGGUUACAAGCCCAGCAAUUCUUUCAACAAUGCGGUGCCCACCCUGAAUGGUGCCAAUCAGGUCAUCAAUAAGAAUCGCAUUCCACCAGGUGGAUUCUCCUCAGGCCUCUGGUAAAUCAAGUUUUUAUCGCCUGUGUAUUGUUCGUUCCGUGUUUGGGGAAAAAUCAACAACAGAGAAGCGAGGGUCUGAGAUGAAGUGAUGAAACCGAAAAAAGAUAAUAAAAGAGCAAAUAUAUUACACACACACACAACCAACACAAAAAUAAAAAAUCAUAAAAAUAACUAACUGAUCAUCAGCAAAUCACAUAAUGAUAACAACAGCCGUUGAAGGAAUAAAAUGUCCUUCACUUUUUUUUUAAAGCAAGAAUGAAAUGAAUGUAUGGAUGGGUGGAGAGUUGCGGUGGAUAUUCAUAUAUUACUAACCGAGUAGGGAGAAAACAUUUUAAGAGCAAAAAUUUACAUAUAAUAAAAGUAGUUUGAAGACGAUAAAGAAUUGAAGAGAAUGCAAAAUAACUAGUAUUUAAGCUAAUCAAGCAGUAAAUAAAAAAAAAUAUACAUGCAUACACACUAUUACACACACACAACAAGUGUUAUACAGCGAAAAGUAGUAAUACAAACAUAAUUUAUUUGAAAAUUCGUGGUCCCAAAACCUGCUACGAAAGAAACUGGCUGGCUGUCAAUUGACGAUUCGAACAUGAAAUGCAAACAAAAUAAAGCAGCAACAACAAAUCAAUACAAAUUACAUGCAAAUGAUUAUGAAGUAAAAUUAACAGCAAUAUUUGAGCAAAAUUGCAUAGAUGUGGUUAAUACGGACAGCAAUUACACUACAAGUAACAAAUGUGCAUAGCAAAAUUGAGAUUUAUGCACUCGAGCAUAAAAUCUAUAAUUUUCCAAAACUAAAAAGCGAGAAAACAUACAAACCUGCAUGGCAUUUGGCAAUUUUCGUACGAACAACCGCACAACCAACACCACCACCACCCCCACUAUCAGCAAAGUCAGCAUUAUCAUCAAAUUGCAAUUAUAAAUUCAAGCUUUUGAAAUUAUUCGAAGCUUUUGCAAUUCACCAUUAUCAUGUCGCAUACAUUUCCAUUUGCAUCACCUGAAUACACACACACAACCUUAGCGUGUACGAAAAGUGCUCAACAACGAACUGCAGCUCUUACCAACAACUCAACGAACUUAAAAAACGACGACGUCGGCUUAGACGAUUAACAGAUGUUGCUUUAGAAAUUAGAAACAAAAAACCUAAAAACCCCCAAAAACAUAAAUAUUUGCUCAAUCAAAGCUGCAGUUUGUCCGUCGAAAAACAUAUAAAAAUUACAACAACAACAACAGUUCAAACGCAUACGUCUCUUAGCAGUAUCUUAAAAAUACGAUUUUAGCGCGCCAGCACAACACUUGGCGCGUAGAUUUUGUAAUUUCCAGCCGAAGUGUAUCGCCCUUCUAAAUAUCUACCAAAAAGAAAGUGCGAAAGGCACAAAACCAAACAUAACCAAAUCCACCCGCAUCCAACAUCAUUCACAACAAUAUUGAUGAACUGAAGAAUAAUAAGCUAGAACAACAACAAUGAAUUAUAAAAUAUUAAUCACUACAUCGUAAUUAAAAAAACAAACAAAAAAUCGUAAAAAAAAACAAAA
Messenger RNA from Bactrocera neohumeralis, 2691 nucleotides. RefSeq names its product microtubule-associated protein Jupiter (gene Jupiter). NCBI's taxonomy places the organism in Eukaryota, Metazoa, Arthropoda, Insecta, Diptera, Tephritidae. The coding region runs from base 543 to 1169 and encodes 208 amino acids. The record is from RefSeq and is a predicted model, not a curated record. Gene Ontology annotation, cellular component: nucleus. The transcript is spliced from 6 exons.